Molecule: messenger RNA, 6003 nt
Organism: Alligator sinensis (Chinese alligator)
Lineage: Eukaryota; Metazoa; Chordata; Crocodylia; Alligatoridae
Gene: CORO2A
Product: coronin 2A
Exons: 12
Coding region: 279-1868 (529 amino acids)
Biological process (GO): actin filament organization
Molecular function (GO): actin filament binding
Source: RefSeq, a predicted model, not a curated record
UGGAGGUUAUUUGGUUUGUUGGGUGGGUUGUUUUUUUUUGCUUUUCGUUUCGGAUCCUCCCUGCUCUCUCGUGCCUCUUGCAGCAGGCGAGCCAGGCAGCCCUGUGUCAUGACUUAUGAAUUAGCGUGACUCAGGGAUCGCCCACCCUCCGCAAGGGGAUCCUCAGUCCGACCCGGCAGGGAGGCAGGGCUGGGCUGCGUGUGCCUGCAGCAUUGGAGAUCGCUGCUGCAGCGAGGGGUGCUGGACACCACGCCCUCCCUGGCCUGGAGUAAUCCUGCAUGACCAUCACAAAGAUGUCAUGGCACCCUCAGUAUCGGAGUUCCAAGUUCCGUCAUGUCUACGGCAAGCCAGCCAGCAAGGAGAAGUGCUAUGACUGUGUGCCCAUCACACGCAGCGUCCACGACAACCACUUCUGUGCUGUCAACCCCCACUUCAUUGCUGUGGUGACGGAGUGUGCAGGUGGUGGGGCCUUCCUCGUGAUACCUGUGCACCAGACAGGAAAGCUUGACCCACACUACCCUCGAGUAUGUGGGCACAAAGGGAAUGUGCUGGACAUCAAGUGGAACCCUUUUAAUGACUUUGUAAUAGCUUCCUGCUCAGAAGAUGCCACUGUCAAGAUCUGGGACAUCCCCAAGCAUUUGCUAACAAGAAACAUCACCAACGCAAAGAAGGAACUCCUCGGCCAUGCACGGCGGGUUGGCCUCAUCGAAUGGCACCCCACUGCCAAUAACAUCCUCUUCAGCUCUGGUUAUGACUAUAAGAUUAUGAUAUGGAACCUCGACACAAAGGAGACGGUCAUUCAGAAUCCAGUGAAGAUCUUCAAUUCUCACAAGGAUGUGAUCCUCUCCAUGUCAUUCAACAUGGAUGGCAGUCUGCUAGCCACAGCUUGCCGAGACAGAAAGAUACGGAUUUUUGAGCCUCAGACAGGCACAGUUGUACAGGAAGCCAGCUACAAGUCUCACAGAGUGAAUAAAGUUUUGUUUCUAGGAAACAUGAAAAAGCUGCUCUCUACUGGCACAUCCCGGUGGAAUAAUAGGCAGAUAGUCUUAUGGGAUCAGAAUGAUCUUUCAGUGCCUUUAUUAGAGGAGGAUCUAGAUGGCUCCUCAGGGCUGCUCUUCCCUUUUUAUGACUCAGAUACAAACAUGCUGUAUGUUGUGAGCAAGGGUGAUGGGAACAUUCGCUACUAUGAGAUAAGCAUGGAGAAGCCAUACCUGAACUUCCUGAUGGAGUACCGUUCCCACAUACCACAGAAAGGCAUUGGGGCCAUGCCGAAGAGAGGCCUUGAUGUGUCAGCCUGUGAGAUCUUCCGAUUCUACAAGCUGAUCCCAACCAAAAGCCUGAUCGAGCCCGUUUCCAUGAUUGUGCCACGGCGGUCAGAAUCUUACCAGGAGGACAUCUACCCCAUGACAGCUGGGACCCAGCCAGCACUGACAUCUCAGGAGUGGCUGAAUGGAAUCAAUAAAGGGCCUGUUCUAGUGUCCUUGAGACCAGGCUCUGGGAUUGUGAAUUCUCUGCCACAAUUUCCUGAGCAAGAGCCAUCCCAGAAGACCACAGAAUCCAACCGGUACCAAAACCAGGAAGAAUGGAUGCCACUGGAGGAGAUCCAAAAGCAAAGCAGUGUCCCGGACAGGAAAAGCCAGAAGAAAAUGGAGGAGAGACUGCAGAAUGAUAGCCAGAUGCGGCUUUCCAAUGGCUUUGAUGUGUUUGAGUGCCCCCCGCCCAAAACUGAGAAUGAGCUGCUACAGAUGUUUUACCGACAGCAGGAGGAAAUCCGGAGGCUGCGUGAGGUGGUGAGUCAGAGGGAUGUCCAAAUCAAGCAGCUGGAGCUGGAGAUCAAAAACUGCCACAUGGAUGCAGGCAGGUACUGAGGGCAUAGGGGUGCCCAUGUGGCUGACUGCACCUGGCAGGCCUAUGAGAGACCCCAGCCACCUUGAGAGAACUGCUCUUUCUAGCUUUGGAUUAAGAUGGAAGGCAUGCAAUUGAGUGCCCAGUGGCAGCACAUGGGCUCAUACCCAUCUAUGGAGCUUGCAGAGGAAAGCUGGCUUGAAAAGCAUGGACAAAGUCUUGGGAGUCUUGUUCUGGCUCUGCACACUCUCCUUUGAUGCCUCUUUAUGCUGCAGUGUGCUGGAAUAAGCAGAAGGGGUACUACAAGCUUCCCAGGUCAGCCUGUGCCUGGCAGUGCUGCUCUUAGGGUCCCUGCACUGCUGCCUGGCUAUGCAGUGUGGGGGAGGCUGUCAGCACUAGCCAGGUGCUGUGUAGCAGAGCCCAUGGGGGUGGCCCCAAAACUGCCCACACUGCACAAGGCCUGAGCUACCCUACACAUGAAAUAACAUCACGUAAGACCCAUAUGAGGACUGGAGUCUGUAGCCUGUCCCAAUAGCAUCUCCAGCCCUCCCACUGAGUAGGCAUACAGGCCUGGUACUCCUGUCAUCCUCCCACCUUUUCCCUUCAGGCAGGGUCUAUUGCUACAUCCUGUUUCUUCUUCUGCAGCAGCCAUUGGCUCCAUCGCUACCUCAUGCCCCAUAACCCAGACACCAGUUAGUCUGUAGCCCUUUCAUGCCUCAGCAGCGUUUCCCUGACCCUACACUGCUCGUCUCCCACCAAGUAGACACACGCUGCCAUCCACAGGCUGUUAUUUGCCCGACUUCUCCACUCUUCCUCGACUGCCUGAUGUCAGAGCCCCUUGCGGUUCAGCUUCUCCUGCCAAAGCUCCGAGCCCUGUCCCCUGAGCCUCUCUGUGUAUACCUGGUGAGAACCUAGGUGUCCUGAGGUUUUCCAGGUCCCCUAGAUGUAAACAGUAGCGUCCAUGCAAACCCUAAGGUGGAAAGAAGUGUCCAUGGUCUCCUGAACGGUGUGAGAAUCAACGAGGCACUUCAUUUUACCUGAAGUAAUUACUGCUUCACACAUACGUGUAUGUGUAUGUGUGCAUGCACUCAUGUACACAUGGGGUGAGCAUGGGCAAGAUGGCAGGGCCAUGAUCUGAACUCAAACAUUUGCCAAGUGCGAGGAAUGCUACUGUGUCACUAGAUUAGAACCACUGCACCACAGAGAAUUCAGCGGCCAGUGAAGUCAGGACUGUGUCCUGUCUGUCAGUGCCUCCUGUUGGGGCAAGGCGCUCACUAGCAUCAGCUCCCAGAAAGCUGCAGCCGACAGAAGUUGCUCAUCUGUGAGCACUGCAAGAGGACCCACAAUAGGUGUGUAAUGCAAAGAGACCUCAGCCUUCCCAAAAGCCUCAUGCCACUCUAAGAACCAAGAAACUCAGGUGCUAAAAAAGUCACUUUUAUGUUGCUUUAAACAGCCCCCUUUCUCCACUCCCACCAGUGACCAUUUGUGUGGGGGUAGUUGUCCACACACCAAGACAAAAUCCAUUUAGAGUUGGCUGCCUUCACCUUUGACACCUCUCUCUGGCAUAAAAGUAGAAAUGAGCUAUGCUGAUGCUUGCUUUUUCUGGGGAACUCACCAUCAGACUCCAUCUUUCUGUCUGUCCAAUACUGUUUUGGAGGCAGCAGUACUGGUGUCACUGAGCAGCUCCAUUCUCAGGGCAGCCAUGCAAUGCCUGGGGCAGUGCCAGCCGCUGCAGUGCCAAUUGCAGUGGGAGCCAUUCAUUGCUGCUUUGCAUGCAUCUAUUUUUGUGCCCUCUUCACAAAGGUAGUGCCCAGCCCACUAUAUUAUGCUAAUAAGCACCAGUGGUAGGCUCUGUGAAGCUGAGCAUCUGUGCUUGUGUGGGUUACCAUCUCACAAGGUGAUAUGGAUGAAAGAAAGAGAGAGCUGGUCAUCCAAUUGCCCACCAAAUAUUUUGGACACAUCUACUGUUUGUCUGAACCACAUUUGAAACUUCCACGCAAAUAAUACAGCCAUACUUCUUUUUGUAAAAAAAUCCCAAUCAUUUUUAGUUUACAACCAAUGAUUAUCAAAACUGAACAACACAUCAGUGACAUGACAACAUGGAUACCUACAACGUAAGACAAUGUAAGGCUGCUUCCUGUCAGUGAAAAGUGUGUUUCAUUUGGAGAUUUUUUGGUUUUUUUAUAUAAAAAUUAUUUAAAUUGUCAGCAAAAGUAAAGAAAAAUAAUUUUUACCAGGCAUUUUUGUUUGUUCUUUUUUUAUUAAUUUUUUUCUGUAUGUGUAUGACUAGACAGCUUGGAAACUGGUCAGCAAAUGUUUCUUAGCCAAUUAUGAAUGCACUUGUUGAUCUCAAUGUAUACUUGAAAAGAUAAUCAUUGCGUUUAUUGUUUACUGAAGACCUUUCAAAGAACAAAGAAUAUCUAAUCAGGACUUGAAUAUGAUCUUUUGGCUAAUACCUCUGCAUAAAUGUAGGCUUUGAACUAUGUUUCAGUUCAAAGCUGAAAUGUAACCAUAAAUAUUUUACAGGAAGACAGAGAUUGGCAGAAAUUGUUUUAUUAUGUUUUAUUAAACAGUGCCUAAAUAUAUUUAAAUGAUCAUGUGUGGCAUUCUUGUCAAAUGGCUUUUAUCUUUAUAAAGAAAGAGAGGGAAGACAUAAUAGAAAACAAGAUGAAGAGAAAAGGGCAAAUAGGUUUGUGCAAUGUAAAACAAAUGUAAUUAAAUAAAUAUCUAUCUAGAAUAUUAGUUUUUAAUAUUAUGUAGGUUUUGGUUUGAUUUUGCUUUUUCCACUGUUUAAUUGCUUAAAGAAAAUUUCUAAACCAGAGGACUGAGCAGACUUAGAAGGGAGUUUAUGUAUUUCUGUCCUGUGCUCUGAUAAAUUAUUUCCUGAAUUAUACCUGGUAAUUAAACCUGAAAUUAUACAGGUGCUUACACUGUUGUUAAUAUAUGUGUGUCUUAACCUUCCCACUUGCCCGAGACCGGUGGGCUGUUCAUUUAAGUCCUUCCGUACUUUGUUCCUGUGUUGAUCCAGUUUCUAAUAAACUAAAAAACUAACCCACAGGAAUGAACACAGAUAGGCUUUCCUCUUCAUUUGCUUUUUAACUACUGCACCUGAGUAACUACAAUAUGGGUAGUGAGCUCAAGUUUCCUCUCAAAGUGGGUCCACUGUGAAGUAAAAAAGCAAGAUUCCUGUGGCCAGAAAGAGCCAUAAUCUAGUGGUUAUAGUUCAAAGACCUGAGUUCUGCUGCAAGGGCUGCACUCCAAGGACUGAUCCAGGCUCAGACUUGCCUUUUUCACUGCUUUAAAAUUAGUGGGGCUGGGAUCAUGCCCCUCCUGACUUGUAACCCACACAACAUUCAAGAAGUAUGAGUAUGGCUGCACUUUGCCCAGGUAUUGUGAGUAGGCAGGCUUCCUCCCUUCCAUCCACCCCCAUUGGCCUACAUGCAUAGAGGCCAGGAGACACCCAUUCUGCACCGUACCAUCCAUGCCCCAGUUCAGCCUGGCUGUACGUGCUAACAGUCUGAAGUGAUCCACUCCCAGACUUACUACAGACAGGGAACAUGCAGCUUCAUCCUGACCAGUUCUGUCAUGCACCAUGAGGAGGAAAGUGAAGAAUGAAGAUCUGUUACAAUCCUGGCAGCAAGAUGAAUCAUGAGAAUCAUUACUUCCCAGUGAUACUUUAAAUUAAAAGUAUUUACAAACCAAUGUGCAGUCCAACAAGUUGCUGAUAACCAUCCAUAAAUAUGAGCCCUACCCUCAAGCAGCCAAACCCUCCAAAUUCCUGAACCUGCCUACUGUACCAUACAGGUAAGUGGGAGGAAAAGUCCUUCAGCAGGGGCUAUUUUCUUUUAUCUUCUUACCAGCGACCCAGGACUUAUGGUUAUCACGAGUUAAAGGCCCAUCAGUGGAAGGCGAGUGCUAUGCAAGAUCACAGGGCUCAAUGUCGUAAUGCAAGGGUGGGCAAAAUAGGGCUGCCAACUGAUUGCAUCUGGCUUAUGGAUGGGUAGCUGUGAACUCAUGGGAUCUGGCUUGCAGGCGGCCGGCAGCUCUGGCUUCAGCUGCCGCAUGGUGCUGGGCAGGUCGGCAGGACUGGUUCUGCCCAGCACUGACGUGGUGGCAUCAGCUGUGGACCCAAUCGCCACCCAGAACCUGCUGGUGACA